AUGCGAUGCGCGAGCAAGGCCGCCGAGAGCGCGUCGGCACGUCUCUGUGCGGACGCCGAAGCAGAAACAACAGCAACUGAUGUCUCAUCGGUUGCUGAAGCGACUCAGCCUGUGUCACCUGGUGAUGCAGGCGCUCAUCAUGAAGACACUCAUGUCUUCACAGAGUAUGAGCUCGGUGUCUCAUACUCUCCUGAUACGGAAGACGGAUCCGUAUCGACGGCGAUCGAAUCUAAGCCGCCUGCCAAGCGUGGCAUGGAUGAUGCUAUGCGUCGUAGCAUCUUUGGUUCAUCUGAUGAAUCAGAUGAACCAUCGCCGAAGCGAAGGCGCUCGAGGUCGCGAGACUCGGGCGUUAACAGUGGUCAGGAAGAGCGGGACCGCAGUGUGUUGCGUCUCGCUCCUGAAAAGAAGGCAUGGAUGCCUCCUAAAUCCGUCUUGGAUCACUUGUCGGCGACGACGAGUGAUCGUUAUCUAACACGGUUGUUCGAUUCGUCAAGGAUCCAUCACCUUGACCCCAGUCCGAAAAACUAUCGCGCUGAGAAUGAUUUCUUCAUCGAUGCUUUCUUUAAACAUCGAUGGUACAGUGGGAAUCACACACGUGAUGGUCCCUCACUGCUUCAAGCGUGGAACGCUUACAUCCAUAAUCUUGAGGAUGUAGGUCGUGACGUAUGGAACGACAAACUUAUCAAAGCUCGUGAUAAGUUUGAAAAGCGAACCCCGACAGGUGCACGCUACAAGCUGCAUCGUCUGUCUAAGGAGAAAGGGUUACCCUGCCUCUCCUGGGGAGACUCGUGCCCAUGUUGUGUGAACAACUCUGCACGAGCACCUAAGGAGGCUUACCUCCUUACUAGCCCGUGGUGGCGCGUACGUAUCUCUAGUGAGAUGUACGAAGAGAUUGACAACCUAAAAUCCCUUUAUGACCGUGCCGGGAAGACUUUCUCCGGCGGUCCUUCUGCAGCACAAGAUGUGCCGUGUCGUACUGCUCAACCAGACCCAGUACGUCAACCAUCAGUUGGGAGAGGGGCUCCCAAGUAUCCCAGGACGGAAGAUAACCGCGCCACCGGACGAGAUAACUCGUCCGACGUCCGUUCACGUCGCGGUGGUUCAACAGCUGCUCAAAUAGAUAGCGCUGGCCACCGCGAGAGUUCUCUAAUGGAGGUGGAGGAGGAGGAAAGACGCUCUCCACACAAUCGUGGAGAAGCGUGUGUUCCCGAGAGCUUCUUUGAUCGCGUAACGCAAGGGUUACGCGGCGAUCUCGAGCAUGAGCGGAAUAGGCGUCUCCAAAUGGCGGACACUGUCUUGAAGCAUCGAGCUGAGUUUGCCUUUGCUCAGCUUGAGAACGAGAGAGCUCUGACGUCUCUGCGUGAUGAGCUAAGGGUAGCUCGUGGGAAUGUUGAUCGGUCUCGGGCUGAGAUAACCGCUCUUCAGACCCUUGUCGAUGCCCACCAUUGGGAGCACAAGACUCUCUGCGAGAUGCUUGAGCGCAAGGGCGUUCUUCAUCGGAAGAAACAGCGUACUGAUGGUACGGCUUAA
Peronospora matthiolae is the source of this 1530-nucleotide messenger RNA. Lineage: Eukaryota; Oomycota; Peronosporomycetes; Peronosporales; Peronosporaceae. The record is from the annotation of a GenBank genome assembly.